CUGGGCUGCAUAAAACUGGGGUUGGCCUCAGAGCUUAGCCUUAUGCCUUCCUGACAGCAUGAGGCCCAGCAACUCCCUGGUCCUGGGGCUGUCCCUCCUGGGUGUCGUCUUUGUGACUCUGGUGGCAGAGGCAGCUGUCACAGGAGUUCCUUCUAAAGGCCAAGACACUAGCAGCGACCACGUUCUGGUCACAGGACAAGAUGCAUUUACAAGCCAAGAUCCCAUCAAAGACCAAGUUCGACGGGAAGUCUCCAUUAAGUCUCCAGUCUCCACUAAGCCAGGCUCCUGCCCCAAUAUUCUGAUCCGCUGUGCCAUGCUAAAUCCCCCCAACAGGUGUCAGAGCGACGCUGAGUGCCCAGGGGCCAAGAAAUGCUGUGUGGGCCCCUGUGGGCUGGCCUGCUUGCACCCCCAAUGAGGUGGAGCGUGUCUUUGCUGCACCUGUGACGCCCCCAGGGCCAUAAGCCCUGGUCUGGUGGCACUCCCCCCUGCCACCCUGCUCAUUCUCCCUCUCACCCAGCGUGCCCAGCCUGGCCUGCUGCUCUCAUCGAAUUUCCAAUAAAUACCACUUCUGCUCU
This is a messenger RNA of Manis javanica (Malayan pangolin), 575 nucleotides long. RefSeq names its product peptidase inhibitor 3 (gene PI3). NCBI's taxonomy places the organism in Eukaryota, Metazoa, Chordata, Mammalia, Pholidota, Manidae. Gene Ontology annotation, biological process: innate immune response; antibacterial humoral response. Gene Ontology annotation, cellular component: extracellular region. The record is from RefSeq and is a predicted model, not a curated record. Gene Ontology annotation, molecular function: serine-type endopeptidase inhibitor activity.